This is a messenger RNA of Fragaria vesca subsp. vesca, 4594 nucleotides long. Its product is annotated as pleiotropic drug resistance protein 1-like. Bases 19 to 4308 code for a protein of 1429 amino acids. Gene Ontology annotation, cellular component: membrane. The transcript is spliced from 24 exons. The record is from RefSeq and is a predicted model, not a curated record. Gene Ontology annotation, molecular function: ATP hydrolysis activity; ABC-type transporter activity; ATP binding. Lineage: Eukaryota; Viridiplantae; Streptophyta; Magnoliopsida; Rosales; Rosaceae.
AGGUGGGGAAACCUCACCAUGGAAGUGUUUUCAAGGUCUUUUCGAGGUGAAGACGAUGAAGAAGCUCUCAAAUGGGCUGCAAUUGAGAGGCUGCCUACAGGUUUGCGUAUCGGUAGAGGCUUGUUCAUUGAUGGGGAGGGCCAAGCUAGAGAGGUUGAUGUCGAAAACCUUGGUUUACUUGAGAGGAAGACUUUGUUGGAGAGGCUGGUUAACAAUGCUGAGAAAGAUAAUGAGAAGUUCUUGUUAAAGCUCAAGAACCGAAUUGACAGAGUUGGACUUGAUAUGCCAACAAUUGAAGUUCGGUUUGAGCAUCUAACUGUGGAGGCACAAGUUUAUUUGGGAAGCAGAGCACUGCCUACUUUACUCAACUUUGCCAUCAAUAUGAUACAGGGAUGGUUACAUUAUCUUCACAUUUUUCCAAGUAGAAAGGCAUCCUUAACAAUCCUUCAAAAUGUUAGUGGCAUUAUCAAGCCCCAAAGAAUGACCUUGCUUUUAGGCCCCCCAAGUUCCGGAAAAACCACAUUACUACUGGCUCUUGCUGGAAGACUCGGUAAAGAUUUAAAAUCUUCAGGAGACGUUACGUAUAAUGGGCACAGUAUGGCAGAAUUUGUACCUCAGAGAACAUCAGCUUAUAUAUGUCAGAAAGAUCUUCACAUAGGAGAAAUGACAGUUAAGGAGACACUGGCUUUCUCAGCUAGAUGUCAAGGAGUUGGGUCAAAUUGCGAAAUGUUGGCAGAACUGUCUAGAAGAGAGAAGGAUGAAAAUAUUAAGCCUGAUCCAGACAUUGAUAUCUACCAGAAGGCAGCAGCACUAGAAGGGCAGGAGAGUAGUGUAGUUGCUGAUUAUAUUCUCAAGAUUUUGGGACUUGAGGUUUGUGCCAAUACUAUGGUGGGGGAUGAAAUGGUAAGAGGCAUCUCGGGUGGAGAAAGAAAGCGAGUCACAAUAGGGGAGAUGCUUGUUGGACCAGUAAGAGCUCUCUUCAUGGAUGAGAUAUCAACUGGUUUGGACAGUUCAACAACUUUCCAGAUAGUAAACUCACUCAGGCAAUCUAUCCAUAUUCUUAGGGGAACUGGAGUUGUUUCCCUCCUACAGCCAGCCCCCGAAACUUAUAACCUAUUCGAUGAUAUAAUUCUACUAUCAGAUGGCCAAAUAGUGUAUCAGGGUCCACGCGAAUGUGUGCUCGGCUUUUUUGAAUUCAUGGGGUUCAAAUGUCCUGAGAGGAAAGGGGUUGCUGAUUUCUUGCAAGAGGUGACAUCCAGGAAAGACCAAGAGCAGUAUUGGGCACGUUUACAUGAGCCUUACAGAUAUGUUACUGUCAAUGAGUUUGCUGAAGCAUUCCAGGCAUUUCAUAUUGGCCAGAAACUUGGUGAUGAGCUUGCUAGUCCCUUCGACAGGUCCAAAAGCCACCGUGCUGCUUUAACAGCUAAGAAAUACGGUGUUAGCAAGACGGAGUUGUUCAGAGCUUGUGUUUCUAGAGAGUUUUUGCUCAUGAAGAGGAACUCAUUUGCCUACAUUUUCAAAUUGGCCCUACUUAUCAUCUUAGCUUCUAUAACAACAACAAUAUUUAUGAGAGUUGAGAUGCAUAAAGGCUCUGUGUUGGAUGGGGGAAUCUAUCUUGGUGCUUUGUUCUUUGCGGUCAUUGUAGCUAUGUUUAAUGGAAUAUCAGAGCUGAACAUGGCCAUUAUGAAACUUCCCAUCUUUUACAAGCAAAGAGACCUACUCUUCUAUCCUGCAUGGGCAUACUCAAUACCUGGAUGGAUACUCAAGAUCCCAAUCACUUUAGUAGAGAGUUUCAUUUGGGUGAUCAUUACUUAUUAUGUUAUAGGAUUUGAUCCACAUAUUGAAAGGUUCCUCAAGCAGUACAUGAUACUGGUGUGCAUAAACCAGAUGGCGUCCGGGUUGUUCAGAGCCAUGGCUGCAAUAGGAAGGGAUGUAAUAGUUGCUACCACAUUUGGAACCUUUGCAUUACUUAUAAUCUUGGUUUUGGGUGGAUUUGUCUUAUCUCGAGAGGCUAUACCAAAAUGGUGGUUGUGGGGGUACUGGAUCUCACCGUUGAUGUAUGGACAAAAUGCCAUAGCCGUGAAUGAAUUUCUCGGAAAGAGUUGGAGCCAUGAGCCACCUGGUUCUACAGAAUCCUUGGGAGUAAUGGUCCUGAAGUCUCAUGGCAUUUUCCCAGAAGCACAUUGGUAUUGGAUUGGAGUAGCAGCUUUAAUUGGAUACACUUUUCUGUUCAACAUCAUCAUUACUUUCGCUCUACAAUAUCUUGAUCCAUUUGGGAAACCUCAGGUAGUACUGUCCAAGGAAAGCAUCGCGGAGAGAAAUGGUAACGGAACUGGAGAGUUCAUUGAGCUGUUAUCAAGAGGAAAUAAGUCUUCUGCUUCUCUACAUGACAAUGCAGAAAGUAUUGUUGAAGGUGCAACAAGCUUGUCAUCAUCUACAAGUGGAGGAAGAAGUGAUAAUGCUAAUGGGAGAAGAAAGCGAGGAAUGGUUCUUCCUUUUCAACCCCUUUCCCUUGCUUUCGAUGAGAUCAGAUAUGCCAUAGACAUGCCACAGGAAAUGAAGGCUCAGGGCGUCAAGGAGGAUAGGCUGGAACUGUUAAAAGGUGUAAGUGGUGCUUUUAGACCAGGAGUCUUAACUGCCCUCAUGGGUGUUAGUGGUGCAGGCAAGACCACUCUAAUGGAUGUCUUGGCCGGAAGGAAAACUGGUGGACACAUUGAUGGAAGCAUCAUGAUAUCUGGGUACAGUAAAAGGCAAGAGACAUUUGCUCGCAUAUCAGGUUAUUGUGAGCAAACUGAUAUCCACUCUCCUCAUGUUACAGUCUAUGAAUCCCUCCUGUUUUCUGCUUGGCUUCGACUACUCCCAGAGGUUGAUCCUGCUACUAGAAAGAUGUUUAUUGAGGAAGUCAUGGAGCUUGUGGAGCUGACUUCAUUAAGGGGAGCACUUGUGGGACUACCAGGUGUAACUGGUCUUUCAACCGAGCAGCGCAAAAGACUGACAAUUGCCGUUGAGCUUGUUGCAAAUCCAUCUAUAAUUUUCAUGGAUGAGCCAACAUCUGGCCUUGAUGCCAGGGCAGCAGCAAUAGUGAUGAGAACAGUUAGGAACACAGUGGACACAGGAAGAACUGUGGUUUGCACAAUCCACCAGCCUAGCAUAGAUAUAUUUGAAUCUUUUGAUGAGCUUCUUCUUCUCAAAUUAGGAGGUGAGCCAAUAUAUGCUGGUCCAUUAGGCCUCCAUUCCUCCCAUCUGAUAGAGUACUUUGAGGGAAUUAAUGGUGUUCCUAAAAUUAAAGAUGGGUAUAAUCCUGCAACCUGGAUGUUGGAGAUUACUUCAGCAGCACAAGAAGAGGCUCUUGGGGUCAACUUUACAGAUGUGUACAAGAAAUCAGAACUAUACAAGAGAAUGAAAGACCUGAUCAAAGGACUGUCUAUACCUCCUCCAGGUUCUAAAGACCUGUACUUCCCUACUCGCUAUUCACAAUCUUUUCACACGCAAUGCAUGGCCUGCCUAUGGAAACAACACUGGUCCUACUGGCGAAACCCAUCAUAUAGUGCAGUUAGACUCUUAUUCACAACAUUCAUCGCAUUUUUGUUUGGUAUGAUAUUUUGGGAUCUUGGAUCAAAAAGAAGCAAGCAGCAAGAUAUCUUCAAUGCAAUGGGAUCUAUGUAUUCUGCUGUAAUCUUUCUCGGGGUCCAGAAUUCUGCCUCAGUGCAGCCAAUUGUGGAUGUUGAGAGGACAGUAUUUUACAGAGAAAGAGCAGCUGGUAUGUACUCGGCUUUGCCUUACGCUUUUGGACAGAUGAUGAUUGAAGUUCCCUACAUUUUCAUCCAAACAAUUAUCUAUGGGGUUAUAGUAUACACAAUGAUGGGAUUCGAUUGGACAGUUUCCAAGUUCCUUUGGUACCUUUUCUUCAUGUACUUCACCUUAUUGUACUUCACAUUCUAUGGCAUGAUGACCAUGGCACUCACUCCCAACCACAACAUUGCUGCUAUAACUUCAUCUUCCUUCUAUGCAAUAUGGAACCUUUUCUCAGGAUUUGUCAUUCCUCCAUCGAGAAUACCUAUAUGGUGGAAAUGGUACUAUUGGAUUUGCCCUGUUGCUUGGACCUUGUAUGGAAUGGCCGCUUCGCAGUUUGGAGACAUAGAGCACAAACUUGAUACUGGCGAAGCUGUUGAAGAUUUUCUGACAAGUUACUUUGGAUACAGGCACGAUUUUCUGGCCGUCGUUUCAGUGGUGGUUGUGGGGUUUUCAGUAUUGUUCGGCUUUAUCUUUGCUUAUUCCAUUAGAGCAUUUAACUUCCAAAAAAGAUAAGAUCGUUAGAGAAAAACAGAUAUGUACGAUAUUGCGAAGUGCAAAAUACAAGAGCAAUCAGUCAUUUUGUUUACUCUGCUAAUAGAAAUAUAGCACAAACGGGAAGACUCCAGCACUUUUUCUAUAGCAGAAACAACUAUCACGAACAAACAAAAUCCAAAACAAUAGCAAAUCCCUUGUACUAAGUAAAACCACACAAAUGUAAGUAGAAAAAGCAAACCCAUCAAGGGGUGCCUAACAAGUUAAAUCAGAGUUAUACAAAGAAACAAAUUACGUUACCGACUAG